CAUGGAAAUUCAAAAUUCAGGAACAACAAACAUAAGCAUAUAAUAAAAAGUAAAUGAAAAACAGAAAAACCUUGCGAUAAAAAAAACAAAGGAAAUUCAGAAAAACUUGUACUUUCUGGUAGCUUCUCGGAAGCCGACCCAAUGAAGCUUUCGGGGGGCCCGGCAGCGGCAAUCCAUUGAGCUUAUUGGAAGUUAGAGGCAGCAGAAGAUUAAAGGCAUUACACGUCCCUUAAUGGUCAUGUGCGAAAUUCCAAGCGUAAAGAAAGGAUUAUAAACAGUGCAUGCACCUCCAAAGUUGUUAUUAGCUCCGAUUUAUUUGUGCCUUGGACAAAGGGAAAUACUCCACCAAAAAAUAACAGAUCAUCAUGCAACUCAAAACCAUGACAUUUCAUUAUAUGCUCCUGCUGCUGUUCGCAUUGCCACUGAUCAAAACGACAUCAAUAUCUCCAGGAAAACAAGCAGAAUCACUCAUCCAAUGGAAGGACGACUUGUCUUCAUCAUCAUGGCCACCUUCGCUACUCAAUUCAUGGUCCCUCACCAACCUCAGCAGCCUCUGCAACUGGACUGCCAUUGUCUGCACCAAAACCAGAACAGUCUCUGAAAUACAGCUCUCCCGUAUGGAAAUUAACGGAACACUGGCUCUUUUCGACUUUUCCCUAUUUCCAAAUCUCACCCACUUCAACCUGAGUGGCAACUAUUUCCGAGGGCCUAUACCAUCUGCCAUUGGAAAUCUCUCCAGCCUCACAACUUUGGACUUGAGCAACAACUCUUUGUACAGCAGUUAUAACGGAUUCUCUGGCCCAAUUCCGGACAAUAUAGGUUUGAUUUCUGGUCUUCAAUAUAUUGACCUGAGUAAUAAUUUUCUGGAAGGGAAAAUUCCACCCUCUAUAGGCAAACUCAGGGAGCUCCAGUCCCUUUAUCUUUCAUACAACUCCUUAAACUCUUCUAUCCCUUCUGAGCUUGGUCUUUGCACAAACCUCACCCACUUGUCCCUGUCUUCCAAUAAAUUCAAUGGGGAACUGCCUCUGUCUUUGUCCAAUCUGAAAAACCUCGUUGAAUUGUGUUUAGAUACUAAUCUAUUUAUUGGUCAAAUCCUUCCUUCUCUGAUCUCCAAUUGGACGGUAUUGGUCUCUUUGUACCUUCAAGACAAUAGCUUCAGCGGAACCAUUUCAGCAGAAAUUGGGCUGUUGACACAAUUGCAGUAUCUAAUGCUUUAUUCCAACGAAUUCAGAGGAGAGAUUCCUCAGAGUCUAGGCAAUUUAUCUCAGCUUCAAGUACUCUUUUUGGACCAUAACUACUUCACAGGAGAGAUUCCUCAGAGUCUAGGCAAAUUGACUCAACUUCAGGGACUCUCUUUGGACCAUAACCACUUGAGAGGAGAGAUUCCUCAGAGUCUAGGCAAAUUGACUCAGCUUCAGCGACUCUAUUUGUCCCAUAACCAAUUGACAGGAGAGAUUCCUCAGAGUCUAGGCAAAUUGACUCAGCUUCAGCGACUCAAUUUGUCCCAUAACUAAUUGACAGGAGAGAUUCCUCAGAGUCUAGGCA
Malus domestica (apple) is the source of this 1545-nucleotide messenger RNA. NCBI's taxonomy places the organism in Eukaryota, Viridiplantae, Streptophyta, Magnoliopsida, Rosales, Rosaceae. The record is from RefSeq and is a predicted model, not a curated record.